Copidosoma floridanum is the source of this 1526-nucleotide messenger RNA. Its product is annotated as serine/arginine-rich splicing factor 7. Gene Ontology annotation, molecular function: RNA binding; zinc ion binding. Lineage: Eukaryota; Metazoa; Arthropoda; Insecta; Hymenoptera; Encyrtidae. The record is from RefSeq and is a predicted model, not a curated record.
AGCAUAAUUACCACGACGUCGACGACGACGCCUCGACCUCCACGUAAGUACACGUACUUAUUGAUGUUUUUUGGACAAAAGGUGCACAGUCGAAGCCUGGCAGCGAGUAAAGAGAGGGAAUCGAUCGGGUCGAGGCUCGAAGGAAGUGCAAGAGAGAGCGAGAGAGAGAGUACCAUUUCCGUGCGGCACGAAAGAAAGAGACUGACUAAACUCGUCGUCGACGACGCCACCGCCAUUUUAUUUGGUGCUCCCAACCGACAAAGAGCUACGUGGACCACGGCAACUCUCGGGACGAAACAUAAACAUCCACCCUUGGCGGUGGUUUGGUCGUCGUGUGUAUAAGGGCGUUCUUGGAUAAUACGCGGAGGCAAUGAGCAAGUUGUACCUUCACAGGGCCCAAGUUGCAGUUUCUCUCGCGGGCUUGUUAUAAAUCGCUCGGGAUUCUAGUGUUAAAUUACACACAGGAAUAAUUGUUUACUCGUUUUAUCGUCAAUUUUUGAAAUGUCCAGGUAUCCUUCAGACUGCAAAGUCUACGUUGGCGACCUCGGUAACAGCGCAACAAAACAGGAGUUGGAGGAUGCGUUCUCCUACUACGGGCCGUUAAAAAAUGUCUGGGUGGCGAGGAACCCCCCAGGUUUUGCAUUUGUCGAGUUUGAGGAUGCGCGUGAUGCCGAAGACGCGGUAAGAGGCCUCGACGGUCGGACGCUCUGCGGACGUAGAGCACGCGUUGAAAUUUCAAACGGCAAGAGGUCCAGGGACAGAGGAGGACCGCCCAGGCGUGCUGGAUCUAGUAGAUCCUUCCAUCCAGAGGACAGGUGCUACGAUUGUGGCGAGCGCGGACACUUUGCUCGCGAUUGCUCGAAACACAAGGGCGGCGGCACUCGCAAGCGCAGGUCUGUAUCAAGAUCGCGCUCAAGGUCACGCUCUCGCUCAAGGCAAAGAAGCAGGCGCUCUUAUUCGCGCUCUGGCUCGCGUAGCCGAUCUCGCAGCAGGAGCAAGAAUGGACGCUUGAGAUCUUUGAGUAAAUCUAAAUCUCCUAGAUCAAGAAGCCGUAGUCCACGCAGAUCAGGCACACCGCACUAGACAGCUUCACUUUGACAGCCACGAUAGAUUAUUUUCAUUCUGGGAUCAAAUUCAUCUUCCCCAUGACUGAGGGUACUUAGAUACCUCAAAACUAUACUGGUAUCAAUAAUAUUGUACCAACAAUUAUUUCAUGUACUACAAUUUAAUUUUUUUUUUUUUAGACAACUUUUAAACUAGAUUAAUCUUUUAAAUUGUAAUUAAUUUCGAAGUAACUACUUCGAAAUUAUAUUCGCUGAAUACUUAUGUUACAUUCGACAUAUAGGUGUAGUUAUAUCAAUUUGCAUCGCACUUUACAGUACUUUGAAUAAAUUCAAAUACGAAAAUGUCAUUCAUUUAGUUAAUGCGUAUCAAAAAAAAUAAAUUUAUAAUUAUCAAUUUCAAUGACAUAAUUCCUACGUUGUAAGUAAAUAUUGUUCCAAUAAAAUAGUAUUCUAAUACAGAAA